Molecule: messenger RNA, 543 nt
Organism: Aspergillus welwitschiae
Lineage: Eukaryota; Fungi; Ascomycota; Eurotiomycetes; Eurotiales; Aspergillaceae
Exons: 2
Coding region: 1-543 (180 amino acids)
Source: RefSeq, a predicted model, not a curated record
AUGGUCUUGCGCACGCGACAGGGAUUUCCCACGGCCACAGAGAAAGGAGGGAUAUCCUUGGUGACAACGGAACCCGCACCGAUAGUUGAGCCCUCGCCAAUGGUCACCCCAGGCAAGAUGACAACGUUGCCGCCGAUCCAGCAAUCAUCGCCGAUGCGAAUAGGAUGGCCAAAUUCGACGAACUUGCGGCGCGACAGUACACUGACGUCAUGUCCAGCCGUGAAGAGAUUGACGUUGGGGCCCAACUGCACGCGGUCGCCGAUGAUGAUCAAGCUGGUGUCGAGGGCAGUGAAGCUGGCUUCGAUUACAAUCGCGGCCAAUGACAAUGUUACAGCCAUAGUCGGGGUUAAAUGGGGGUUCCACAAAGGUUCCCGAGCCGACUUUACCCACCACCUUCUGCAGCAGCUCGUAGCGCACGUCGGCAAUCUUCUCAUACGACACAGACUUCGCGUCGAGGUUGUUGUAGUCCUGAGUGACUCCGCGGGCCCGAUGGCGGGCUUCCAUCAACCUGGGGACGAUGGGAUUAUACCUGAAGAUGGUUAG